Messenger RNA from Penicilliopsis zonata CBS 506.65, 728 nucleotides. RefSeq lists its product as hypothetical. The coding region runs from base 327 to 485 and encodes 52 amino acids. The transcript is spliced from 2 exons. The record is from RefSeq and is a predicted model, not a curated record. NCBI's taxonomy places the organism in Eukaryota, Fungi, Ascomycota, Eurotiomycetes, Eurotiales, Aspergillaceae.
AUCAAGAUCGCAUUCUCGUCACUGUUUUCUCUGCUCCGAAUGUGAGUUUUUUCUUUCUUUUUUUUUGCCACAAAGUUACCUUGCUAAAACUGGUUUCUAUAGUACUGUGGUGAAUUCGACAACUGGGGUGCAAUAAUGUCUGUUUCGGGCGAGUUGCUCUGCAGCUUCGAGUUGCUCAAACCUCUAGACUCUACAGCUUUGAAGAAUCAUAUCAAGAAAGGUCGCAACAAGCGAAAUAGCAUUCUCAGCAGUCCUCCUGCCGCGGUAUCUGCGCAAAGUUAUUAGACGCAUCAUUGCCAAGAAUCACCUUUGCAUCAUCUUUCAUCAUGUCGGGUGCUCUGCACCACCGUGUUAACCUAUCAUUUGCAUUACUGCGACCGUUUCCUUAUCCGGAUAAGACUUCCCAAUAUCUGUGCGAUCUCUGCGCUCCAACCCCUCCUGUCCCAGGAUAUCAUCCCGGGAGGAGCUCACGCGCUCUUCAAUAAAUGGAGAAAAGCCGACCCUCGGGCCAAGGUUCUGCCUAGAGGACUCGAAAAACAAAUGGCUGUGGCCAGAUUGAAUACCGCCCGCAUGGGACGAGUGGUGGAAGAAAUCUUCUCUUCGCGAAGCGCCAUAACUGCGCAAGAGAGAGUUUCUGCUUGAAAGUCCAAAAGGCAAAUACAGGCCAUGGAAUCUUUUACUAUAACGAGACGAGAAUAUAGAGAGAGAGGCCAGGCAGGCGAACGUGC